Acaulospora colombiana is the source of this 396-nucleotide messenger RNA. Lineage: Eukaryota; Fungi; Glomeromycota; Glomeromycetes; Diversisporales; Acaulosporaceae. The record is from the annotation of a GenBank genome assembly.
AUGUCAGUGAAUUCACUUCCAACACGUAUACGUGAUGACGAGAAAGUGCCUGUUCCAAUUGAAAAUGAGAGCUACUUUUACCAACAUUCUCCGGUCAAGUUUUCUGUCGAAAUAAAAGAAAAGAAAAAUAAAAAUGCGCCUAGAAGAUAUACUGCCUACGGAAUGGUCUUCAUUACCGACAAGCGACUCAUGUUCGUCACCGAGGAGCCAACGUCGGAUGGAAAUGGUACGAUCAUAAAUAUGGCCAUUACUUACGAUCUCGAGGACUUGGAGGACAAGAGAAUUUUCGAGGACUAUUACGGAAUGCUCAUUACUUGGGCCACCAAAAUGGUUCCCGAAAAAUAUAAGAAUGCUGAAGGUCUCCUUUCCGACGGAUCACGAGAGGAAGAAUUAUAA